GGCGGCAGGGGCCCUGCUGACGACGAUAUGGGCACGGGCGGCGGAAUGGGCCGAUCUGGGGCCUCUGGCUACGAUAUGGGCUCGGGCGGCGGAAUGGGCAUGGGCCGGUCCGGGGCCUCUGGCUACGAUAUGGGCUCGGGCGGCGGAAUGGACAUGGGUCGCGCGCGGGCGUCUGACUACGAUAUGGGCACCGGCGGCGGAAUGGGCAUGGGCCGCUCGGGGGCUUCUGGCUACGAUCUGGGCGGUGGCGGCGUGGGCCACGCUGGCGCUGCUGGCCUUGCCGCCGGCACCGGUGCUUAUGGGAGCCGCACUUCGCAGGAAGGGAUGAUGGGAAGCAUGGGAGGAGGCGGUGGCCAGAUGCAGGGGCACAGAGAGGAACAUCAUGGCAUCUCCGGGAUGCUCCACCGCUCCGGAAGCUCCAGCUCUUCGGAAGACGACGGGCAAGGUGGGCGGAGGAAGAAGAAAGGACUGAAGGACAAAAUCAUGGAGAAGCUGCCGGGCGGGCACAGCUCGGAGGAGGCGGAAAGCCAGGCUGCAGGACGCUAUGGGGGAGGGUACGAGGGAGCACAAUAUGAGCCGGAGAAGAAGGGGAUUAUGGAGAAGAUCAAGGAGAAGCUGCCUGGCCACCACAACUAGAGGACUACCGCCGUCCACUUCAGAAAUAACGAGCGGCGGCGGCGUGCGGCUAAUAACAAAGCAUGUGUUCCUUCCGUUCCUGCUGGCUUUCCGUGUCGAUGGUCUCCGUCCGUAUAUUAGGUAAAUAAAGCAUGUGUUCUGCUCCUGCGUACGUCCGUACGUUAGGUGAUGUUUUCCUUUUGGGUCGUUCGUUCAUCGUUGUUGUUGGUGCGAUUUCUUUUUCAGCACAGUAUUAAUAAAGAAGGCUUGCGGUUGGUUCCGUUCUUUGGCCA
Musa acuminata subsp. malaccensis (wild Malaysian banana) is the source of this 908-nucleotide messenger RNA. RefSeq names its product glycine-rich protein DOT1-like. Gene Ontology annotation, biological process: response to water deprivation; response to abscisic acid; cold acclimation. NCBI's taxonomy places the organism in Eukaryota, Viridiplantae, Streptophyta, Magnoliopsida, Zingiberales, Musaceae. Gene Ontology annotation, cellular component: cytosol. The record is from RefSeq and is a predicted model, not a curated record.